Anopheles marshallii is the source of this 5148-nucleotide messenger RNA. RefSeq lists its product as uncharacterized. The transcript has a single exon. The record is from RefSeq and is a predicted model, not a curated record. Gene Ontology annotation, molecular function: protein binding. The coding region runs from base 1 to 5148 and encodes 1715 amino acids. NCBI's taxonomy places the organism in Eukaryota, Metazoa, Arthropoda, Insecta, Diptera, Culicidae.
AUGGAAGACUUUCUGGAGGCGGUUCAGAGUGGCCAGUACGAGGUGGUGCGGGCCGCACUCGAAAAUUCUGACCUAGAUCUAGACUACCAGGAUCCGGCGCGUGAGGGAAACAGUCCGCUGCAUAUUGCCACCAUAGCCAAACACAAUAAGACGCGCCUGAUCGAGCUACUGAUCGGGGCGGGUGCCGAUUGCGAUCUGCGUAAUCACGACGACCUUACACCGGCGGAACUCGCGCUGGACCAAGGUUCACAGUACGUGGCGGAGUUUGCACUGUGCAAAGAGCUCGAUGCCGUACCGGACGAGCAGGCCCUCCGCCGGCUCAUCCGACGGGGCUCGGUAGAGCUGUUGAAGAUUUUCCUCGAGAAGCGCGCGUUCGACAUCCACACGAAGAUGAAACUGUUCGCCAUCCUGCUGGACGAGCUGACCGUGAAGGGGGUGCCGGUUGAUCGAUCGAUGCGCGUCUUCCUGGAGUACGAGCUGAUCGCGCACAGCUAUGAGGAGGGCGCCGAGGGCAGCGGUACCAGACACCGGAGGCUCGGUGCGUCCGGUGGCGCUAGCUCGAAACGAAAGGCCGACGGUAAAGUGCAAAGCAGCACGGGCGAAACGGAGGCUGACGGGCGCAUAGAGUUAGUGCUAAGCUAUACCAAAUACUUGACCGACCGGUACGACGAUGACAACCUGAACGAUCUGGACGACGAGUUUGUGGUGCGGCUGAGGGCGAUUUGCGAGUGCUUGUACUAUCUGGACGGGGUGGAAUGUUGUGCCCCCCGGUCCGACUGGAAGCUGCUGAAGCUGAUCCCACUCGGCGAGCUGGCCUAUCUGUGCAGUGUGCUGCUGUCCAUCCUGGAGAAAAGCGUUGGUUUCGAGAUGUACAAGCUGGUGCUAAACAAGCCGAUGGUCGUGUCGUUUUUGCGUGCCGUCAGUGCGGAGCUGGGGACGCUGGUGAAGGCGGGUACCCGCACCGUGCGCACCGAUCGAUCGUUUCAGUGGACACCGCAGCUGUUGCUCGAUCUCAUCGUGUGCAUACGCGAACAGAAGCUGUCACAGUACGUUGGCCGGAGGCGACGCGCCUGCGAGGAGCUACGGCGCAUCGCCACAUCCACGUGUCCGCUCGGGGUGGCCGAGCAGGACCGCGUGCGGGUGGAGCUGGGCCGGCGCGAGCUGAUCGCCCUGCAGGACGGUGUGCUGGAACGCGACAUCAAAUGGGGUGUAGCGGACUAUGUCGCUUAUCUGCGCGACGACCAUCCGCUGACGGUGGGGCAACUUUGGCACCGAUACCAUCCGAAGCUCCGCCUCUCGAAGCGACAGGUGGCGUACGCGGCGAGCAGGCGCGAACUGUUGGCAAAGAUUCGGGCCCGCCGGUUGGACGAGCUGAGCCGCAACAAGACGAAGCUGCUCGAGAAGGAGCUUGGGGCGCGGGAACUGCAGGGCACCCCGUCGGCAAGGACGGUGCGGCGUCGGCACCGGGCCGUGUUCGGGCAGAUUCGGCGCACGUACGACCAGAUCUGGCAGAUGCACACGGUGAAGAAGGUUGCGUAUUACGUCGAGAAUGCGCUCGUCAUCGAUUUGGACGAUCGCUCGAACGCGUCACUUUGUCUGAUGGCGAUCCGGCGGGUUAUACAGUUUAUCGGUGAGGCGUGCAACGAGUCCCAACAGCACCAGAUCACCUUUGCCCGCAUGCUGGCCAAUCUGCUGGACCAUGUGCUAUCGCCGCUGUACUCCACCACGACGCUUGCCGACGAGGUCGGGCUUAGGGAAUCGUUCUCCGCCCAUUGCUCGGUGGGGAAAUAUUUUCUCAACAAAACGCUCACGGACGAACAGGUGAGAACGAUACAGGAACGGUUGAAAGCGGUGUACCGGUUCUGUCUGUACGUCAUCAACAUACAGCUGAUAGAGGCGUACAAAACGUUCCUCGGGACCGCUUACCGGUUGCGCAACACGCACCAGCUGCAGUCGUACGCACGGUACGUCGGGGAGCACAACCUCCACACACUAAGUCACAUCAAGUUCGAGCACGUGUUUUACGACGAGAAGGAGACGGGCCGCAUUGUGCAGGAGCUGAAGAAGAUGUACGUCGGCAUGUCGAACGAGCUGAAGCUGCUGUCGUUCAUCGAGAAGAACAUUCACUUCCGGUUCUAUCACAUGCAGUACCACCAGACGCGGCUACGCGUGACAUUGUCCAACUUCGCCAUUGUUUACCGGGCGCUGAAGGCGAACACGGACUAUGGGUGUGUGCGGCGGUUGCUGCAUUCGUAUCUGCACCAGAGCUACCAGAAGUACGACAUCUCCCGCUCGAUCUCGAUCUCCGAUGCCAACCUAGCGCUCAAGGAGCUGCUACGGCCGUACAGCAGUAUUAGCGAGAACGAGGACACUUUGAAGGUGGUGCGUCAUCUGGAGGAGCUACAGAACCUGAUGGACCCCGACCGUAUGUUUGGCAUCAAUCCGGUGCGCUGUACUAGCGGCCAUUCUUCAUCGGAGGCAACGCGAUACCAGAAGUUUACCCGCCAACUGUUGAAGGACAUGAACGCACCCGCGCUGAACGAUGACGAAUUUCAACAGCUGCACGAUAAGCUGUCCCGUGCGUACUACGGGAACAUCUUUCUGGUGCAGCAACGCUACCACACGCUGGAGGAGUUCUUCCGCACGAAGGGAGUCGUUCUGGACGAAACGGAGCUGCACACCCGUCGGGAGUGUGACGAGGAAAUGCUGCAAGAGCUGUUCGACUCGAAGGUGAACGAUUUGGUGGAAAUUCUGGAGAAGUUCGAAUGUACUGAUGUGCAGAAUUUGUGCGAGGUGAUUGCAGAGCUGCCGCCCGUGGUACAGUUUGCGCUGGAGUAUGGUCUGCGGGAGCUGCUCGAAAUACUCAGCUCCGUGAACGCUAUCGGGCAUUCGAACCGUUGGCACCCAUUGCAGUGCAGUUCGGCCGUCUUGAGCGGUUACAAUCUGAAAGCGUUCCUUGCUGGGGGACGCGAAUCGUUGGUGCUGGAAAGUCUCACACUGAAAUCGAACGCCACCAUCUUCCUGAAUGCGAUCGUCUUCAAACACCGUUCGUAUGAGCUUUAUGGAGGAAGAACGGAUGGCCGGCCGUGUGGCAAAUCGAAACCGAUGGUUGCCUGUUUCGCGGACAAGUUUGCCAACCGGUUGCAGUGGGUGGAACAGCAACGCACGCUGUACGAAGCGAUCCGCACGGGUGAAAUGGAACUGAGCACCUUACGGCGGCAGGUGCGCGAUGGUGCGGAGAUCGGUGGCAAACGGUACGGUUCGUUGAUGCCCAACGAGUUGUGUCAUUACGGUUUAAUCGAUUGUGCCAUAGCGGGUGACUUCCGGGCGAUGAUCGAUCUGCUGACGGAGGCGGACAGCACGGCGGAAUCCGGCGGCCGCUCGUCCGAGCGGCAUCGUCUCCUGCGCUACCUAUCGCGUCGCACAACAAAGUCACACUUCAUAGUGGAACCGUUGGAGCGGAUGAAGGUGGAAGAUCGUCACACGCUGGUGCUGUAUCUGUGCAUGUUCCACGGUGAUGUUGAACUGUUCCGCACACAGCUCGCGCGCUACAACGCAUACGACGAGCUGCAUCUGUUCGUUAGCGCGGACGAUCGCCGCUUUGUGCAGCAACUGUUGGGCGCACUGCCGGACUACGAUUGGAGCCGUACCGAUGCGAACGGGAUGACCAUCCUGCAGAAGCUCGUGAACGCUGGCAAUCAGCCGGCCAUUGAGGAUCUCAUCAAGCGCAUGUCCUCCGAGCAGCUGAACUCGUUGUGCAGCAUGAAGUACAACGCGUUGAAUCUAGCGGCUCGUUUAAAUCUCGUCGAGAUCGUGCGAGUUUUGAGCAGCGCCGGCAUCGACCGGAACGUGAUGAGCGAGGACGAGAAGCUGCCAGUGUUUUGGUUGAUCCAGUACGGUAACGCACGCACCGUCGUACAACGGACGAUCGAUGCGGCAACCGAGCUGACCGCUUUCUCCAGCGAACUGUGUCUGCUGCAUCGGGCGAUCGAGUACGACAAUGAGGAUGUGCUGCGGUACUUGAUCGAGGACUGCAAGGUGGACCCGUCGCGUAUCUACUCGAACUGCAACAACGUGCUACACGUGGCGGCCGGGUUCGAUCGAAGCCGCAUCUUGCGCUACCUGCUCACGAUUCCCGGCCUACGCAAGAUCGUCAACAACUGCAAUCUGGUGAAGAACAGCCCACUGAACGUCGCCUGCAAGGAGGGUUACAUCCGUUCGGCGCGGGUGUUACUCGCGCAAGGCGGCGCUAACACGGAAGCGCACGGUGAGUACGGGCUGAAUGCGCUCGCGUUCGCAAUGUACACCAACAACGUGAAGCUGGUGAGGUGUUUGUUCCGCUACGACGCAACGGUCGGCAAUCCGCUCAGUUCGGACUUUCAGCCGAUCAACAUGGCGAUCCGGAAUUGUAACAUUCGCCUGCUGGAGCUGCUGCUGCGACGCGGCGUGGACGUCAACAGUGCCCCGCUGUGCUUUAUCAACGCGGUGUACGCACAGUCGCGCGACAUCGUGCAGCUGCUGAUUAGCCGGGGCGUGAAGCACGUGAACCAUCGGGACGAGUUCUGCCAAACGGCGCUACACCUGUGUGUGGAGCGGGACGAGUAUGAAAUGGCGCGCGAGCUUAUCCGGUACGGGGCACACAUUAAUGCCAAAAAUCGCUCGGGAAUGACACCGCUGCAUCUGGCCGUACAGCGUGGCAACGUGCGGCUGGUGCAGCUGCUGCUCGACCACAAAUGCUCGGUAGAUGAGCUCAACUAUCACGGGGAAACGCCACUGAUCCGGGCGGUGGUUAGCAAUAACAUAACGCUCGUGAAGAUCCUGCUCAACAACGGUGCCAGCAUCGAGCGGCUACGGAACAGCGAUCCACCGGUGCUGCUCUACCUGGUGCAGGAAAACCACGAGGACAUUCUCGACUAUCUGCUGGAGCACUACCAGUUCAACGCGAACGAGCAGGACGCGUACGGCAACACACUGGUGUACGUGGCAACUCAGCACAACCAUAUCAACAUCGUGAAGCUGCUGGUGGACAAGUAUCGCGCCAAGACGAACCCGACCAACCACAAGAAGCUAACGCCGCUCAUGAUCGCGCGCGUCAAGGAGUACAAGGAGAUCUUCCAUUUCCUAGAGGCACGUCUCGUGGAGGAGUAA